CCAAUGGCAAUUUAUUGGAGAUCCUAUCUUUCUCUUUCUGCAUUGCUACUUGUGAUGCUACUAGUCAUCAAUGUCACUCCCGGUCACAGUGCUGAAGAAGCAGAGCAAUUCCAGAGCUUAAAGAACUUGACAAUGGCGAAUAGUUUAAGUGAAGAAAAUGUACCAAACCAUGAACAUGCUGUAGAUGAUCCAGAAAAGGUGGUUUCAAUGGUAGACAUGAGCAUUAGGAAUAGUACAGAGAGGAGGAAAUUGGGUUUUUUCUCAUGUGGAACUGGAAAUCCUAUUGACGAUUGUUGGCGUUGUGACCGUAAUUGGCAACGUAACCGCAAGCGCCUAGCAGACUGUGCUAUUGGUUUCGGACGUAAUGCUAUUGGUGGCCGUGAUGGCAAGUACUAUGUUGUCACUGACCCAAAUGAUGACGACCCUGUAAAUCCCAGACCUGGAACACUUCGUCAUGCUGUAAUUCAGGACAGACCGUUGUGGAUAGUGUUUAAACGGGAUAUGGUUAUUACACUUAAACAAGAGCUAAUUAUGAAUAGUUUCAAGACAAUUGAUGGACGUGGUGUCAAUGUUCAUAUUGCCAAUGGGGCUUGUAUUACUGUCCAAUUUGUUACUAAUAUUAUUAUACAUGGCAUCAAUAUUCAUGAUUGUAAGCCAACUGGUAACGCCAUGGUACGUAGUUCACCGAGUCACUUUGGAUGGAGGACAAUUGCUGAUGGAGAUGGCAUUUCCAUUUUUGGGUCUAGCCAUAUUUGGGUUGAUCACAACUCUCUUGCCAACUGUGCUGAUGGCCUAAUCGAUGCUAUCAUGGGAUCCACUGCAAUUACCAUCUCCAACAAUUAUUUUACACACCAUAAUGAGGUGAUGUUAUUAGGCCACAGCGACUCCUAUGUUAGAGAUAAGAUUAUGCAGGUGACUAUUGCUUACAACCAUUUUGGUGAGGGUCUCAUUCAGAGAAUGCCAAGGUGUAGACAUGGUUAUUUUCAUGUGGUGAACAAUGACUAUACACAUUGGGAGAUGUAUGCCAUUGGUGGCAGCGCUUCUCCUACGAUUAACAGCCAAGGCAACAGAUAUCUCGCCCCGGCCAACCCUUUUGCCAAACAGGUGACACAUAGAGUGGAGCAAUCAGAUGUGUGGAAGCAUUGGAACUGGAGAUCAGAGGGAGACCUUAUGCUUAAUGGAGCCUUCUUUACGCCAUCUGGACAUGGCGCUGCAGCCAGCUAUGCUAGGGCUUCAAGCUUAGCAGCAAAGGCCUCUUCCCUGGUUGGCACUCUUACUUCAAAUGCUGGUGCACUUUCAUGUCGCAGGGGCUACCAAUGUUAAUGUCUAAUACAUUGACACAACCACACAUUACCUUUACCUGUCCGGUGAAAUUGUCGUGUAAUCUAGCCAAUUUUAUACCUUCUUUACCUUGCAUCCCUUCCUAAACGCCUCACCAGCAAGAUACAUAUGUUUCUUUUAUACAUUA
This is a messenger RNA of Solanum verrucosum, 1468 nucleotides long. RefSeq names its product probable pectate lyase 8. The record is from RefSeq and is a predicted model, not a curated record. The coding region runs from base 4 to 1323 and encodes 439 amino acids. The transcript is spliced from 6 exons. Gene Ontology annotation, molecular function: pectate lyase activity. Lineage: Eukaryota; Viridiplantae; Streptophyta; Magnoliopsida; Solanales; Solanaceae.